AUGGAUUCCCGCAGCUGGGCCACGGGUGUGCUACGAAGCCAUCUCUGUGAGACCACAGCCACCCCUAUGUACUGUGAGAUUUGUGACAUACAACUGUGUAAUGAUUGUGUGGGAAAACAUCUCUCAGAUCAAUCCAAAGAUCACAAUGUGGUGCCAUUUGGAAAAAAAGUAUCUACUCCUAAAUGCCAAAAGCAUUCCUCAUUUGAUUUUCUUAAUUGUGCAACAUGUGCUUCCUCUGAAGAACAACAAGGUCAAAGAUCUAUUGAAACCAUGAAAAAUGUCAUUCUAAAAGAUCUAGAAGAGCUAAAGAAAACCAUUUACCCUAAAUACGGAAAGAUGGAAUCUUACAUCCUAGAUCAACAGACGGAUAUGAAUAUAAACUCACAAAAUUUGACACAAGAAAUCGACCAACAUGGGAAACGCUUUGUCGAAGAAAUAAAUACAAUUAUUCAAGAACUAAAAUCUGAUCUUCAUGAGAUGGAACUAAAUCACAUCAAAGAACAGCUAAACCAACAGUUUGGUUCUCUGUCAGCGUUAUCUAUCAAAACAGAAGAAAGUGAUUGUCCAUUGGAUUCCCUAGCUGCCGAGUCCUCUUCCCCAGGCAGACCGUUCACUGAUGCUCCAUGGAUCAUUACAGAUAUAAACACCGACUGUGGAAAAUGGAAUCUACGCAGUGUGUCCUGUCUCAGUGAUGAGGAAAUAUGGACUUGUGGUGAGGACAACAUUAUGAGACUCUAUAACCUCCGGGGGGAACUAUUGAAAUCAACCAAAAUUAAUCCAAGUAACAUUCCGCAGGACAUAGCGAAGACAAAGACGUUCAUCAAACUAAAAGAGUGGAGACCUCAAAGUGUCUGUAUUACCUCCUCUGGUGACCUUCUGGUUAUCAUGAACAAUGAUGAAAAUGAACAAACAAAAGUUGCGCGUUACUCUGGCGCCAAAGAAAAACAAAGUAUUCAGUAUAAUGACAAAGGACAACCUCUCUAUUCAUAUGAAGAAGGAAAAAAGAUCUAUUCAUCUGGCUAUCGCACAAAAUACAUCAUCGAGAACAGGAAUCUAGAUAUCUGUGUGACAGACUGUAAAGCCCAUAGAGUUGUGGUGGUCAAUCAGGCCGGAAAACUCCGCUUUACCUACAAUGGUUUUUUCAAUAACAGGGGAUCAUUCUAUCCACGCGGUAUCACUGGAGACAGCCUUAGUCGGAUCCUAACAGCAGACUAUUACAACAAAAGUAUCCACAUCUUGGAUCAGGACGGACAGUUCCUCCGCUACUUUUACAUAUGUAGUUUACACCGUCCAUGGGGUUUAUGUGUGGACACCAGAGACAACCUCUUUGUGGCUGAACACUACACCGGUAAAAUGAAGAAAAUACAAUAUUAUAUGUAA
Messenger RNA from Magallana angulata, 1380 nucleotides. RefSeq lists its product as uncharacterized. The transcript has 4 exons. Bases 1 to 1380 code for a protein of 459 amino acids. NCBI's taxonomy places the organism in Eukaryota, Metazoa, Mollusca, Bivalvia, Ostreida, Ostreidae. The record is from RefSeq and is a predicted model, not a curated record. Gene Ontology annotation, molecular function: zinc ion binding; ubiquitin protein ligase activity; translation repressor activity. Gene Ontology annotation, biological process: negative regulation of translation; protein polyubiquitination; proteasome-mediated ubiquitin-dependent protein catabolic process.